Messenger RNA from Phialemonium atrogriseum, 1719 nucleotides. RefSeq lists its product as uncharacterized. NCBI's taxonomy places the organism in Eukaryota, Fungi, Ascomycota, Sordariomycetes, Cephalothecales, Cephalothecaceae. The transcript is spliced from 7 exons. The record is from RefSeq and is a predicted model, not a curated record. Gene Ontology annotation, molecular function: N,N-dimethylaniline monooxygenase activity; flavin adenine dinucleotide binding; NADP binding. Bases 1 to 1719 code for a protein of 572 amino acids.
AUGACGAACGAGAAAGUCCACGACACGGUCGGAGUGAACGGCGUCAACGGUGUCAACGGCACCGAUGGCGCUGGCUCCCAGUAUCGCUACUCGCACCAACCGCUUGCCAAGCCAAGGCCGAUUCGCAUCAUCGUCGCUGGCGCCGGGCUGUCCGGAAUUGCCGCCGUCAAGCUCUUCAAGGAAAGGUUCAACGGGCAGCCGACCGAGUUACAGAUAUACGAAAAGAAUGCGGAUGUCGGGGGAACGUGGCUCGAGAAUCGGUAUCCAGGCUGCUCUUGCGAUGUACCGGCACACGCGUACACGUUCUCGUGGGAGGGCAAUCCGCGCUGGUCGAAGGCUUAUGUCGGCGCUGAGGAACUCUUCGACUACUUCAAAGGCCGAGCAAAGGCAUACGGUGUCUUUGAUUUCGUGCAGCUGGAGCACCGCGUGAUCGGUGCCACGUGGAAUGGAAAGGCUGGACAAUGGGAAAUCGAAGUUGAAGACCUCAAGACGGGGAAAACGUUCGUCGACAAGGCAGAAGUCUUCAUAAACGCCUGUGGGUUCUUGAACAAAUGGAAGUGGCCAGAGAUUCCCGGGCUGCAAUCUUUCAAAGGGCACUUGGCACACUCGGCCAGGUGGGAUGAUUCGUAUUCCUUCCAAGGCAAGACCGUCGCAGUCAUAGGGUGCGGUUCCUCUGCUAUUCAGAUUGUGCCGAAGAUACAACCGAUCGCCAAAUCUCUGAUAUCUUUCAACCGUUCCAAAACUUGGAUCACUCCCGAGUUUGCGGCGCAAGUGGCAGCGGCCAGUAGGGAUGAGAAGUUCUCUGAGGAGCAAAAGGCUGCCUGGGAGAAGAAUCCGGAGGAGUUCCUGCAAUAUCGCAAGAAGAUAGAGGGAACCAUGAACCAGUUCUUCGACAUGCAGUACAAGGAUUCCGAAGCUCAGAGGGAGGCGUUUACGACGAACAGGGAGCAGAUGGAGGCGCGUCUGACGAAGCCCGGGCUGGCGGAGAAGCUGAUUCCUGACUUUGCUCUUGGAUGCCGCAGGAUCACGCCUGGUCACGGUUACCUUGAGGCACUCUCUGCGGAUAACGUCGAGGUCAGGACUGACCAGAUCUUGAAGAUCGUUCCGGAAGGAAUCCAAAUGCAAGAUGGCACCAUCUUUACCCUAGACUCAAUCAUCUGCGCCACCGGAUUCGAUACGUCCUUCUGUCCGGCCUUUCCAGUCAUCGGUCAACAGGGCAAAGACUUGGGCGACGUGUGGAAAGACGAACCUCGGUCGUAUCUGUCUGUGACCGCUAGUGGAUUUCCGAACUACUUCCUUGCGAGCGGCCCCAACUUUCCUCUUGCGAAUGGUGCCCUUGUUCCUUGCCUGGAGCAAUGCAUUUCGUACGCUUUGGCCGCUGCGCAGAAGAUCCAGCGAGAGGGCAUCAAAGGCCUGACACCGAAACCGGAAGCCGUGGAUGAUUUCCAGGAACACAAAGACGCCCUCAUGAAAGACCUCGUAUGGACUUCGGGGUGUCGAUCAUGGUACAAAAAUGGAAAGGUGGACGGGAAAGUGUGGGGUCCAUGGUGUGGAUCGUCGAUACAGUUCCUUGAACUAAUGUCGACUCCCCGAUGGGAGGAUUAUGAUAUCGAAUACUUGACAGGCAAUCGGUUCCAAUUUUUAGGAGCAGGAAAAACCGAAAGAGAGGAGAGCGGUGGAGAUCUCGCAUAUUACUUGCAGCAACCUGGAUGUACUUAG